AUGGCUCCCUGGAUAUCCUUCCUCCUCCACCCAACCACCAUCUUCUGCUUGAUUUUACUGCUGCUAUUAACAAAACUUUUACUGAGCAACCUCGGCGGGUCAUCUCGACGUAUGCCUCCCGGACCUACCCCACUCCCCAUCAUUGGCAAUUUGCAUUUGAUCAAUAUUAAAAGGCAAGAUGUCUCAUUUAUGGAGCUUUCCAAAAAAUAUGGCCCUGUCUUCACUCUCCAUUUUGGUCGACAAAAGUUUGUAGUGCUGGUUGGCUACGAGGCGGUGAAAGAGGCACUCCUGAGCAAGGGAAAUGAGUUUAUCGACAGGCCUACGAUCCCCAUAUUCUCACAGAUCCAACAUGGGAACGGUAUGUUCUUCUCCAUUGGAGAAGCGUGGAAGGACACCCGUCGGUUCACCUUGUCUACCAUACGGAAUCUCGGGAUGGGCACCUCAGUGAUCGAAGGAAAGAUGCUUGAAGAGCUGAAUUUCCUGGUUGAGCAGGUCAACGCCUUUAAAGGUGAGCCUUUUUCAUUGAAGGCCUUCUCUGGUGCUCCCACAAAUAUCACCUUCACCGUACUGUUUGGAGACAGGUUUGACUACGCUGACCCAACUUUCAAGACCCUCUUAAGACUCAUCGACGAAGUCAUGAGUCUUCUGGGGUCUCCAUCCUUACACCUGUUUAACAUCUAUCCGUUCCUUGGAUUCCUUUUCAAACCCCAUAAGAUGAUCUUGAAGAAAAUCGCAGAAACCUGCGCCAUCAUAGAAAAAUAUGUGCGAGCCAGCAGGGAGACGCUCAGUGGGGACCAGCUACAAAGCUACAUCGACUCCAUGCUGUUCAAACAGCAGCAAGAGGGAGAGAGUAGCAAGAAGAACAUCUUUCACGACCCCAAUGUCAUGGCCUCAGUGCUUGACCUGGUCAUGGCUGGGACGGAGACCACCGCCACCACUCUGCAGUGGGCUAUUCUGCUGAUGAUGAAGUACCCUGAGAUCCAGAGGAAGGUCCAACAGGAAAUCCAGCGCGUGCUUGGGUCAGAGCGUUUACCGGUCUAUGAAGACAGGAAGAGGAUGCCCUUCACCAACGCCAUGAUUCAUGAGGUCCAGCGGCUUGCUUCUGUUGUGCCACAGUUGCCACGCUGCACCGCCGUGGAUACCCACUUCCAGGGCUACUUUAUUCCAAAGGGAACAGCAGUGAUUCCGUCUCUGACCUCCUCGCUUUAUGACGAAACCCAGUGGGAGACUCCCUACAAGUUUAACCCCAACCACUUUCUGGAUGCUGAAGGGAACUUUGUGAAGAAAGAUGCCUUCAUGCCUUUUUCAAUAGGACGCAGGAACUGCCUUGGGGAAAGCCUGGCCAAGAUGGAACUCUUCAUCUUUGUGACCGGAUUGUUGCAAAGGUUUACAUUUCAAGCCCCGCCUGGGAUGAAGGAAGCAGACCUGGAACUUACGACCGAGCCCGCCUUCACUCGGAGGCCUCAGCCCUACUCGACCUGUGCCGUGCCCACCAACUAGGACCCAGUUUCUCAACCUUGGCCACUUUAAAGAGGUGUGGACUUCAACCCCCAGAAUUCUCCAGCCACUCUCCUGUCUCUCUUGACUUAAUCCAGCAUUCUGAGUGCUAAAUUAAUACUUCUGCCAUUAAAGUCUGUUGCAAAU
Molecule: messenger RNA, 1644 nt
Organism: Protobothrops mucrosquamatus (brown spotted pit viper)
Lineage: Eukaryota; Metazoa; Chordata; Lepidosauria; Squamata; Viperidae
Product: cytochrome P450 2W1
Exons: 9
Coding region: 1-1500 (499 amino acids)
Biological process (GO): xenobiotic metabolic process
Cellular component (GO): intracellular membrane-bounded organelle; cytoplasm
Molecular function (GO): heme binding; iron ion binding; oxidoreductase activity, acting on paired donors, with incorporation or reduction of molecular oxygen, reduced flavin or flavoprotein as one donor, and incorporation of one atom of oxygen
Source: RefSeq, a predicted model, not a curated record